AUGGAUGCCACUGAACUCUCAUUUGGGAUCGUGAAUGUGCUCCAGAUCAGCAAUGGGAUUUCAGUUAAUGUUUUCCUUCUCCUGUUUUAUAUCCACAUGGCCUCCACCAGCCACAGGCCUAGCUUCUCUGACCAGAUCCUAACCCAACUGGCCUUUGCCAAUAUCAUCAUCCUCCUUAGCAGGGGAAUCCCAGACACAGUAUCAGCCUUGGGGCUGAGAAAUUUCCUUGAUGAUGUUCGAUGUAAAAUCCUCCUGACAUCACCAUCAGCCCCGGAACCUUCUGGUGGGCAGAAGACAAAGCCCAAAUUACCCAAAUGCAUCAUCCCUUUGUGCAUCCUCUCCUGGGUCCUCAAUAUACUCACAUAUGUAACCGGCCCCCAGAACAGCAGCAGUGUUCGAAUCACAUUGGCUCUCAUGUAUUGCUCAAACGUUAGUGCCAGUGCAGGAAUCAACCUGGUUAUAGCAGUCAUUUUCCCUCUAAGAGACCUCUUCUUUAUGGAGCUCAUGAGCGUGGCCAGCGGUUACAUAGUAUUUGCCCUCUAUAGACACCACCAUCAGGUCCAGCACCUCCACGGGCCAGGUCGCUGUCAUAGGGUGAUGCCUGAGAUCAGAGUGGCCAAGAGAGUCAUUGCUCUGGUCACACUCUAUGCCCUCCUCUACAGGUGA
Messenger RNA from Tachyglossus aculeatus (Australian echidna), 666 nucleotides. Its product is annotated as vomeronasal type-1 receptor 3-like. The coding region runs from base 1 to 666 and encodes 221 amino acids. The record is from RefSeq and is a predicted model, not a curated record. Gene Ontology annotation, cellular component: membrane. The transcript is spliced from 2 exons. NCBI's taxonomy places the organism in Eukaryota, Metazoa, Chordata, Mammalia, Monotremata, Tachyglossidae. Gene Ontology annotation, biological process: G protein-coupled receptor signaling pathway. Gene Ontology annotation, molecular function: pheromone receptor activity.